UCCCCCACAGUCACACCGAGCUCUGGGAUUUGGAGGAAUAACCGCGUGCCAGCAUCCGAUUCACAGGCUCCUUUUACCUGCAGGUGUUCCAGAAACUUCAAAAUGCGUCUGGAAGAAUUGAAAAGAUUGCAGAACCCCUUGAAACAAGUUAAUGAUGGAAAGUAUUUACUUGAAAAUCACCAACUGGCCAUGGAUGUGGAGAAUAACAUUCAAAAGUGUCACCUCAAUCUACAGCCCUUGGACUCAAAGGUGAAAAUCAUUCAGCGAGCGUGGCGUGAAUACCUGCAGCGGCAGGAGCCCCUGGAGAAGCGGAGCCCGUCGCCGCCCUCUGUGUCCUCGGACAAGCUGAGCAGCUCUGUCAGCAUGAACACCUUCUCAGACGGCAGCACACCCUCCCAUGAAAAGAAAGUGACUUUGCUCUACCUUGACUGACCUGCCACACCCACUGGGUUCAUGUAUAUUCUCAGGGAGCCCCAGAUAGGAAGACUUGGUUUUACCACCCUCUGA
Molecule: messenger RNA, 507 nt
Organism: Capra hircus (goat)
Lineage: Eukaryota; Metazoa; Chordata; Mammalia; Artiodactyla; Bovidae
Gene: IQCJ
Product: IQ motif containing J
Source: RefSeq, a predicted model, not a curated record